CAUUAAUACUAUUGUCAUCAUAUCUUUUUCAGAAAGUAUUUACGUCAUUCCCCUUCCCUUUCUACCGCAUUCCACCUCCUACUUCUAAGUUCAAAGCAAGCCUUACCUCGCCCUUCCAGCACCGGAGACGAUGUGGGGUCCUGAAAACACUUUGGGCGGGACAGGUUCCUCGGCAGGUUCCUCCACAGCGAGUUCAGUCCUCAGCACGGGCGGUUCCUCCACUUCGGCAGCGUCCACGGGGGCUCUCAAAAACGGCAUCGGACUAGCGUGGGCGGUGUCCGGCAACAGCGGCAAGGGCACGGCCGCGGGCGUGAGCACAGGGAUGGGUUCGAGUUCCAUUAGUAUGGCUAAUGUCCUGGACUUUCUUCUGACUGCUACUCAGCUGUAUCGCGUUGCUGCCGCCACAACCAACAAGAUCAGAGCGAGCGGAAAGGCGCCCAAGGGCUCGGGAUCCCCUGCCGACGACGUGCCCGGCUUGCGAGGCUCCUCCAGCCUCACCCCCAUCACUACCACCAGCUCCACCUCCUCCUCUUCCUCCUCCUCCUCCUCCACCACUCCAGCUUUGCCCUCCGCUUCGCAGACGUGGGCGCGACUCCUCGCUAACCCGUGCGCCAACUCCCCCGAGCAGACCUUAGCCCUGCUACAGGUUCUGCUGCAGGACGGCUUGCUGGACUCCAUCCUGCCCUACAUGGUAUCCUCACUCAACUUGACGACCACCCCCGCCCUCACGCCCUCGAAUCCUGCGCCGCCUGCCAUCACUCGGUCACGAACGCCCACCCCUACACCCAGCUCGAAAGCAGGAGGCAAAUCUCACAGGUCGCCGACGAGGGACUUCGCUAAGGACGCCGCCAGGAGGUCUCCCACCCCCACCCUCGCCUCCGCUCCCCCCUCCUCCUCCCCCGCCACCCUGGCAGCCCCCUCGACCUCCGCUUCAGCCUCCAGCCUCGCCUCCCCCUCCCCCUCCCUGGCCUCCCCCUCGACGCUGGCCGCCAAGGAAGAGCAGCGGCCGCCCACCGCCCCGCCGUCCUUCAGGGGUCUGCCCGACAGGAGCCCGGGCAUUGUGAUUCACGUGUGUGACGAAGCGCGAGGACUUCGCCAGGACUUCACGUGUCCGCGGGAUCUGCUGAUACACCACAUCGGGUACUUCGCCGAUGUCACUGCUGGUCAGCGUCUAGAGGAUGUAGACAUCUCGGUCCACUGUGACGUCAGCAUUUUCGAGUGGCUGCUGCGGUGGGUCAAGCGAGGUCAGACAGAAGACCAUGUUUCUCCGACUCUUGUAAGACGCAAACGUAAUAACAUGCUUUACCAUGCAGAACCAAGACUGCCGUGUCGAUUUCUGAUCUCCGCGACUUUCGAAGAUGCACCGCUGUGGAGGAGUCUGCAGGGCAGCGAGUGUGGAAAACUAGUGACUCGAGGCGUAGAGCGAUUGGUAGCUUGCAUGCCAGCUAAUACCUGCAUCACCACCACAGGACAAGUCUAUUAUACACAUUCAAGUACACAUCAGAAUUUUAUAGCCGUCCUGGGACGCUUCCUGCCAUGUCCCAAGCCUCAAGGGAUGAUUAUUAUUCGCCUUAAUGUUCAGUUAUACCAUCAAGAGAAUUUCAAAACUCAUUUCAGGGAUGGGUUUCCCAGCUCUAUAACCAGCUUUCAAGAGGCACUUACUUAUUCUUUCCCAAAACAUUUAGUUAUAACCAUCAAAGAUUUUUUUCGUAAACUUGUUCAGGUACACUUCCUACCGUGUUUUCCCCUUGCUGCGCGGUGUUUCCGGGAAGUGAAAAGAAGUUCUGUCGCCACCCACCGCCUCGACGGGCCCCUUCCCCCCGACGUGGACCUGCUCCUUGCCCGUGACACGUACCCUUGCUGUGGGGCCCUGCCCUCAAGUUGCCUCACGUCUGACCACACAGUGCAACUCAGCCAGGGCGAGAGUGACAUAUGGGGUCCUAUUCUCUUAUCUAUGACAACCCCAAAUUCCGUCCUGUGUCAUCGACCCCUAUCAACCACCCUGAAUCCAGGACUUACGUGUCCGCGGGAUCUGCUGAUACACCACAUCGGGUACUUCGCCGAUGUCACUGCUGGUCAGCGUCUAGAGGAUGUAGACAUCUCGGUCCACUGUGACGUCAGCAUUUUCGAGUGGCUGCUGCGGUGGGUCAAGCGAGGUCAGACAGAAGACCAUGUUUCUCCGACUCUUGAACCCAAGACUGCCGUGUCGAUUCUGAUCUCCGCCGACUUUCUGAAGAUGGCACCGCUGGUGGAGGAGGUCCUGCAGUAUGUCCACGACAAUAUCAACCUUAUCCUCGAGGCUCAAGUCAAUCUUAGUUGUCUCUCAGAUGCUAUCCUCACUAGACUAGCCUAUCUGUUCACUCACUGGGAGCUGGAAAGUCUACGUGACCGGCGGGACAGAAUCCAGAAUAAGCUGUAUGCCAAGUUCCUUCAGGGUUUGUGCGAGGCCUACCCUUCUCCUGCUCGAGGGAUCUUUAAAACGGCUUCCACGCUCUACAGGUGCAGCGAGUGUGGAAAUCUAGUGACUCGAGGCGUAGAGCGAUUGGUAGCUUGCAUGCCAGCUAAUACCUGCAUCACCACCACAGGACAAGUCUAUUAUACACAUUCAAGGGACGCGACUUGGAGCCUGACUGAACAUGUGCGUCAACUGAAGACCGACCUGAAAACUUGGAGACUAGCCUACUGGCGGCUAUGGGGUCAGGUACACUUCCUACCGUGUUCCACUUGCUGCGCGGUGUUUCCGGGAAGUGAAAUGAAGUUCUGUCGCCACCACCGCCUCGACGCCGCUUCCUCUGACGUGGACCUGCUCCUUGCUAGUGACACGUACCCUUGCUGUGGUGCCCGUGCCCUCAAGUUCUCCCCUCUGCCCGUGAGGAAUGGUUGCCUCACGUCUGACCACACAGUGCAACUCAGCCAGGGCGAGAGUGACAUAUGGGGUCCUAUUCCUCUUAUCUAUGACGACCUCCUCACGUUCCAGCUCCUCGUGUGCAUCGACCCUCCCUAUCAACUCACCCCUGAAUCCAAGAAUGUGUUGUGGACAGGGGUACCUCUUGUGCCAUCUAACAAGGCUGAGCGGAGCUUCCUUGACCGUUCAUGGCUAGCGCAUUUUUCUCAUAGUGAGCGAGACAGCCAUGCCGCUGCACGCCCCGGACUACCAGAGAACACUGCUGCUGCUGCCACGACGAGUAUUAACUUGGGCGUAGGCACGGGCGUGAGUAGUGAGAGUUCUUCGGACGAGGAGGAGGGCGGAGGGCGGCCCGGACUCACGCCCAGGUUAAGAGCCAACCUCAUGCGGAGGGCGAACCGCGCUCGCCGUUCUGUCAACUGCGAGGUCAUGGCGGAGCCGAGCCUGAGGUGGGACAGCGGCCGCUCAACGCGCCACAACCAGGAUGCACAGCGGGAGAAAGAGACGCGCCUGCUACGGGACCUCACGUCGUGGCUCACCUUGGCGGCUCCCAACGCCCACGACUCGAGCCACGGCUCCCACAAAGGACACCGCGGGCGUCCGGAUCGCCGACGAGAGUGCGCGAACGGACCCGACCCCGGCGUCUACUACCGGCUGGAAUCCGAGUUCCGCGAACGGCACGGUAGCCACGGCCAUGGCCACAGCGGCGGAGGAGGCACCUUCAGGGCCAAAGUCCAGGCGAUUUCCAGGAUCAAAAUGAGGCUCAGGCAUAGAGCGGCCUUCUCGGCCUCGCGAUAGAUGAUGUGGAACGACGAACCUCAGCAGACGCAAAACAAACUGCAAACAGUAUUCCCAAUUAUAACCCAAAAUGGGCAAAAACCGUAUUUAUAUUCCUAAAGACUUUUCCGAACUGUUCAUCGAAUAUUUAGUAAAUA
This is a messenger RNA of Penaeus monodon (black tiger shrimp), 3840 nucleotides long. RefSeq lists its product as uncharacterized. The record is from RefSeq and is a predicted model, not a curated record. NCBI's taxonomy places the organism in Eukaryota, Metazoa, Arthropoda, Malacostraca, Decapoda, Penaeidae. The transcript has 21 exons. The coding region runs from base 131 to 3703 and encodes 1190 amino acids.